This is a messenger RNA of Lasiosphaeria miniovina, 1302 nucleotides long. RefSeq lists its product as uncharacterized. The record is from RefSeq and is a predicted model, not a curated record. The transcript is spliced from 3 exons. Bases 1 to 1302 code for a protein of 433 amino acids. NCBI's taxonomy places the organism in Eukaryota, Fungi, Ascomycota, Sordariomycetes, Sordariales, Lasiosphaeriaceae.
AUGUUGCUCCUCCUCGUCGUGCUCUGCUUCGGGCAGAGCGCCCUAUCCCUGCCGCCGCCAGCCCAAAAAUUCCAUCAGGAACCUCGCGCCAGCAAGGUCGAUUGGAACGCUCCGCGACCCGGCCACGGCGGGUUCCUGGCGAAGAGGUCGGAACUGCACUCGGCCGAGCUCUUCAGCGACCCGCCGCGGCCGCUGCUAUCCACCGCCGCCGUUGGCCACGCGCCCCGAGACAGCCCGUGGACACAAAAGCGGGCCACGUCGGACCGGUGGGAGAACCUCAACGGCAGCGCCGCGUGGUACCAGGCACCCGUGUCGUGGGGCGGGUCCCGCAUGGACCUGUAUCAGAUAGGCAAGGCGGACAAGCGGUGCCAGCACAAGAGCUGGGGCAGCAGCAGCGCCAGCAACAACAACAACAACAACAACAACAACAACAACAACAACAACAACAACAACAACAACAACGACAACAAAUGGACGUCCUGGGAGGACCUGGGCGGCACAUUCGCGUCGGCGCCGGCGGCGUGCAGCCGCAAGAAGGACAACAACCACGUGUUCGGGUCGGGCACCGACGGCCAAUGCUGGCAUCGCACAUACAACAGCGGGGCGUGGGGCGCGUGGCAGGCCAUGGGCGGCGCGGUGCAGCACUCGCCCUCGGCGUGCUCUUGGGGCAAGGACCACGCCGCCGUGUACGUGUCGUCGGCGACCGACGGCCAGUGCUGGUACCGCCGGUACGACGAGCCGCCCGCUUCCUCCAAGACAGCACCCGGCUGGGGCGCCUGGGAGGGCCUCGGCGGGUACCUCGACGGCCCGCCCAAGGCCGUCACCUGGGGCCCGGACCACACGAGCAUCUUCUGCAAGGGCCAGGACGGGCAGGUGUGGCACAAGCCCAAGAGCGCGUGGGGCGAGUGGGAAGCCCUUGGCGGUUCCCUCGACGGGACGCCGGCGGCGUGCGCGUGGGACGGGCGCAUGGACGUGUUCGCCAAGGGCAGUGACGGGGCGUGCUGGCACAAGACGUACAAGAACACGACGACGGCGUGGGGGUCGUGGGAGAACCUGGGCGGCAAGCUCAAGGACGGCAAGCCGCCCGACGUGGUGGCCGUCGACGGCCGCAUGGAAGUCUACAUCACGGGCGACGACAGCGCCAUGUACCGCAAGACGUGGCAGAACGACAAGUGGUCCGCCGGCUGGGAGGCCAUGGGCGGCAGCGUCGACUCCAAGCCCAACGCCGUGGUCUGGGACGGCGGCAAGGUCGACGUGUUCGGCACCGGCGCGGAUGGCAGCUGCAAGCGCUGUUUCUCGUGA